Molecule: messenger RNA, 1276 nt
Organism: Hemibagrus wyckioides
Lineage: Eukaryota; Metazoa; Chordata; Actinopteri; Siluriformes; Bagridae
Gene: rsph1
Product: radial spoke head component 1
Exons: 8
Coding region: 115-897 (260 amino acids)
Biological process (GO): axoneme assembly; spermatid development
Cellular component (GO): nucleus; motile cilium
Source: RefSeq, a predicted model, not a curated record
GGCGAGGUGUGCGCGAGCGUUCCCAUGGUAACGGCAAACGCAAAGAAUCCACGCUAUUUGCAGUUAGCUUGUUAGCGGAUAUCAGUCUGUUAACGGAAAACAAACAGAGGGAACAUGUCGGACAUUGGCUCUGAGGAAUUUGACGAUGAGCAACCUUUUCAUGGAGAGUAUGAAGGUGAGCGGAAUGAGGCAGGAGAGAGACAUGGUGCUGGGAGAGCAGUUCUGCCCAAUGGAGACAUCUACCAGGGAAUGUAUGAACAUGGCAAAAGAUCUGGACAGGGAACCUACAGAUUUAAGAAUGGGGCUCGAUACAUAGGGGAGUAUUGCAUGAACCUGAAACAUGGACAAGGUGUUUUCUAUUACCCUGAUGGUUCCAAGUAUGAUGGCUCAUGGGUGGAAGACCAGCGUCAGGGUCACGGGCUUUACACAUAUUCUAAUGGGGACAUCUAUGAUGGAGAGUGGCUACAGCAUCAAAGACAUGGGCAAGGUGUGUACACAUACCAUGAAACAGGUUCUAAGUAUGCUGGCACAUGGGUUAUGGGUAAGAUGGAGUCAGCUGGAGAGUUCAUCCAUUUAAACCACCGAUACCAGGGCAACUUUCACAACAAUAAUCCCUCAGGUCCAGGGAAGUAUGUGUUUGACUUUGGAUGUGAGCAGCAUGGAGAGUAUUUGCGGGUAGAUCAGGAUAAAGGAGAUGCAGAAGAUGAGGAACUUGUAACUACCAAUGUUCUGAAAUGGAAACCCAAAGCUUUGACAGACUUAUCAUCUUGUGUGUCUGAUGCACUGGGUCUAAAGGAUAGCGUCUCUUCAGUCCCGGACUUGUUUGAGGAGGAAAAGGCUCAGAUGCCCCCAGAAGAGCGGAACAUGAGGCAGAGCCCAGCACCAGAAGCCAGUUAGUCUUUAUGGCAAAUGUCAGAGUGACUGGAAUAUAUGUAAGAAACAACACACAAUAGACAGUGGGUUAAACUGAAAUAACCCACAAUGGGGUGGUGCGAUACAACAUAAUUUGACAUUGUAGUAUUUUUGAUUAUUUUUGUAUACCCUCAUGGUCUGAAGUCAGUUAUUUCACCAAUCUUCACAAUUGUUAAUUUAUUAUUAAAUGUCACAGCUCAAUUUUUAAAGAUUUUGUGCUGUGGAACUUGUCUGAGUUAGUAAGUUGGUUCUUUUUGACAUUUAUAAUAAUAUGAAACAGUUCCACCACCAGUAUCUCUCUCUCUCUCUCUCUCUCUCUCUCUCUCUCUCUCUCUCUCUCGCUUUCUCUCUAACAAACAAGCAA